UGUCAAUUGAUUGUAAUAAGAUCUGGAUCCUGCGUUUUGACUCAUAAGACGCAAGACAUGCUGUUGAUAAAAAUAGUGGAGUGCGCGCAUACCUUGAUCACAGCAGCAUCGCGCGCUUAUUUGUGUCAUCUUAAUGUUACGCGGCGCGGUCUCGAAUGUCCAACAAGAACAGCAAUAGAAGAUCUACAUUUUGUUGAUUAUGGUUGAGGUGGAUUUUUUAUUCCCUGCCCUUGAUUUUAUGCUCUGGAUCGUUUACUGUUUAUAAUAAGGUCUGUUUUUCUCACACAAUCAGUUGUUUGCUGAAAUUAUUUUGACUUAGAGAAUGUUAGAGACAUUUUGAUUAUAACCCACAAGCAACUAUUUUCCCCAGCUUUACUGAGCGUCGCCCUGUCUUCACGCAGGUAAAUGGCUUGACGUGUUUAACGGCAGCACUGUUUUGACGGCUUACUUCAGCUGUUAGAGCAACACGCAGCAGUAGUAAAGGUGUAGUCGUCUCGCUCCCUGAUGUCACGCCCCGCCCCGCCCCUUCAGUGCUCAUACAUAUGCCGGGGCUCAGGAACGGAGGAAGGCAAAGCUCGACGUUACUACCGAAAGCACGCUUGCACACGGGUGUCAUUCCAUGCAACAUACUGUACACUCACCCCCUCCUACCCAUCGUCUUUCAAAACACAUUUUUGCGGACGCUCUUUCCAUCGCAUCCCCGGGUUUAUGGCCGCUACACUUCUUACGAUGAGCUCCUCGCUCGCGCCGGGACAGGAUGAGUUUCUCUCAUUUCUCAAACCCUCACUAUCCGACGGCUUUCAGGAGGACUCCUCUCUGUAUUCCUUUGAAUUCAAGAAUCCCGACACCGAAAGGGGCUUAUCUGGCGACUACUCUCAGGCUAAAUUAGAGAUGGAUAAAUAUCUAUCUCCACAACCUGUGGCUCUCCCAGAGCCAAAGAAAUCACGGCGAGACAGUGCUUCUGUAGUGGACCACUAUUUCGGGGAUGACCAAGGUUCCCCAUACAGCAUCAACAUGAAUGUCUACCUGCCUGACAUCGCGUAUUUAAGAACCGGGCUGUGCCGGCCGACACGACAUUCAGUCCCCAACCAGAUCAAAACUGAACCUGUGACAGUGCGUUUUUCUCAUCCAGAGUGCCCGGUAAGCACAAAUGGUCCAUCUCCGCCAACGUUACCAGAAUUCACCAGCAUCUUUAAUUCGAAUUCCAGUCCGGGGUCUGGAAUCAACACGGUGGAUGACAAUAGCUGUGUCUUUAUCAAGCAGGAGAUGCAAGGUUUUGACAUCCCACAGGAUGGGCCUCUCUUUCAGCUCCUCAAUUCAGAGCUGGAUAUCCCCCAUCAAGCUGUCACAGACUCUCACUCCCACCCUCAUGCUCAGUCUAUGCACACACAGAUGCCCACUUUCCACGACCUGCACUUAGCAGCACAACAGACUUCUGCUAAGCCAUACUGUGGCAUGCCAGCCACCGGGUACCCUCUCGGCCACGGUCACUUUGUUCACCCCCAGGGUCAGGGCCACUCGCAUCUCAAAAUGCCUUACCUUCCUCCCUCACCGCCCACUUCAGAACCAGGCAGUCCUGACAGACAGAAGGAACUGCUUCACAAUCUGACACCACCGCCAUCUUACGCCGCCACUAUCGCUUCCAAAAUGGCCGUCAGCGCACCCAGUCAUCCGACCCCCACCUCAACACGAGGUCCUGCAACCACCGGGUCCAUGCCUGUCCGAUACAACCGAAGGACAAACCCAGACCUCGAAAAGAGAAGGAUACACCACUGUGAUUUUCCAGGUUGUAAGAAAGUUUACACCAAGUCGUCCCAUCUAAAAGCUCACUUGAGGACACACACUGGUGAGAAGCCAUACAGGUGCACAUGGGAGGGCUGUGACUGGCGGUUCGCUCGUUCCGAUGAACUGACACGUCACUUCAGAAAGCACACGGGAGCCAAACCCUUCCAGUGUGCCGUUUGCAGCCGAAGCUUCUCUCGCUCCGAUCAUCUCGCUCUGCAUAUGAAGAGGCACCAGAAUUAAACACAGAAGCCCACACACAAGCACACAGACACUAACUGAGAAACACAUACUUCUUAAUAUGCACUUGAAGUAAACUUAUAUCUUUGUCCAUGCCAUGACGAACCUUAUAAUGUUUGGGGGAAAUCUUAUUCUCGGAUUUGACGAAACAAGUUGUCGACGAUAAAACAUUUUUUUUAUAUUACCAUGAAAUCCAAAGUCGUUGCUAGUAGCUGCAAAUGCCAUAGUUUUCAUUUACAGCACCUCAUUCAUUUUUUAAUUCUCUUCGAUGCAAAUAAGCUGUCUUGUACAUGAACCUGCCUGCCUUCUCAGCUUCUGAUGUAAAAAAGACUUCAAUGGAAGAAAUAAGACUGCAGUUACUGAGCGUAGUUUUAAACAUUUUAAAACGGAGCUGUAAAAUAUACAGAAUUUGUGAGAUCAUGUACAUACAUCUACAAAGCACUAAGCCAUCUCCCUUUUUACUUUGCACUUGAAUUUGACUGGAAAAUAUGUAUAUGUGUGAUAAAUGCUUUUAAUAUAUAUCACUGGAAUAGUUACUGUUCAAACAGGACUUUUUGAUUCCAUCUUCAGGCUGCCUCAGUUGCUGAAGUAUUUAUAGCUUUGGAUGAUAAUGUGCUGCUACUGAACAGCUAUUAUUUCUUGAAUUAUUAAACAAUGGUAUAGAAAAGAAAUGAGAAGUGGACAGGGCUUCAGACAGCUUUGUGAUUUGGACAGUCUUCUUUAUACAUAAGCAUGCCGACCCAUUUGUUUUCCAAUUGUCAUUGAUGCAUAAGCUCAUAUGAAUGUACGAGACCACAGUGACUGUUCUUUUGAAGUAAAGCCUUUGGAACACAUUUCAUCUUAAAGUGCCUUUUGACAUUUGUUUUUAUCAGCAGUACACACUAAAACUGCUCUGUUUUUCAAAAAGCGACAGAUCAUUCGGAGAGUCAUCAUUAUUUCACUAUUACAGCAAUUCAGGCAUUUGACAAAAAAAGAGGGUUUGGUUUUCCCCACGAUCUUACUUGUAAAAAUAUCAAUGUAUUUAUUGCAUUGGCCUUGUGAAGUGGAAUUUGACAAGUUUUGUGUAAUUGAAAUGCCUUAAUGUAAAUACUAUGACAUUGUAAAUAUUAUUUUAGGUUUAUUUUGUUGCUCUAUUCUAUUUGUGGGUCCUUGCCGUGUGAUAUUCGGUUUUGAUUUUUUUAUAUAUAUUUUCAUCUAAACUUAUUUUGUAGAUUUCCAGAUUAUUUCUCAAUUGGUUGUCCUCAUAAAAAUGUUUUGUCUAAUGAUUAAAAUGAAAUCUAAUAAAAUCAACUUUAUACAAACUGAA
Messenger RNA from Triplophysa dalaica, 3328 nucleotides. It is a transcript of the gene klf5a, whose product is annotated as Kruppel like factor 5a. Gene Ontology annotation, molecular function: DNA-binding transcription factor activity, RNA polymerase II-specific; RNA polymerase II cis-regulatory region sequence-specific DNA binding. The record is from RefSeq and is a predicted model, not a curated record. The transcript has 4 exons. Lineage: Eukaryota; Metazoa; Chordata; Actinopteri; Cypriniformes; Nemacheilidae. Gene Ontology annotation, biological process: regulation of transcription by RNA polymerase II. Bases 505 to 2025 code for a protein of 506 amino acids.